UGCACCAUCUCCACCUCACACACAGCAGCAUGGCGUCCACCGAGCCGCCCACCGCACAGCUGGCCGCCUCCAGCCUGGAGAGCGCCGGUGCGCCGCCCGCUGUUGCGGCCGCGGGCGCCGAGCAGAAGGUGACGCCGUGGGACGUCGAGGGCGCGACCGUCGACGGGCAGCAGGUCGCCAUCGACUACGACAAGCUCAUCGUGCAGUUCGGCACGCGCAAGAUCGACGCACCGCUCCUCGAGCGCUUCGAGAAGGUCACUGGCUGGCGCCCGCACCCGCUGCUGCGCCGCGGCGCCUUCUUCAGCCACCGCGAGCUUGACCUCAUCCUCACGCGCUUCGAGCAGGGCAAGCCCUUCUACCUCUACACGGGCCGCGGCCCGAGCAGCGACAGCAUGCACCUCGGCCACCUCAUUCCCUUCCUCUUCACCAAGUGGCUGCAGGAUGUCUUUGAUGUGCCGCUCGUGGUCCAGCUGACGGACGACGAGAAGUUCCUCUUCAAGGCCAACCUGAAGCUCGAGGAUGUCCAGCGCUUCGCACGGGCAAACGCACGCGAUGUCAUUGCCUGCGGCUUCAACCUGAAGAAGACGUUCAUCUUCUCAAAUCUCGACUACAUGGGCGGUCCCUUCUACCACAACGUUGUCCGCAUCGCGCGCACGAUCACGACGAGCCAGUCCAAGGCGACGUUCGGCUUCGUCGACAGCGACAGCGUCGGCAAGCUGCACUUUGUGGCCAUCCAGGCUGCGCCGUCCUUCUCCAACUCGUUCCCGCAGAUCUUCGGCUCGCGCAGCGACGUGCCGUGCCUGAUCCCCUGCGCCAUCGACCAAGAUCCGUACUUCCGCCAGACGCGCGACGCGGCCGUGAAGCUCAAGUACCCCAAGCCGUCGCUCAUCCACUCCAAGUUCUUCCCGAGCCUGCAGGGCAGCCAGACGAAGAUGAGCGCGUCGAGCGAGACGAGCUCCAUCUUCAUGACCGACACGCCCAACCAGAUCAAGAACAAGAUCAACAAGCACGCCUUCUCCGGCGGGCAGGAGACCGUCGAGGAGCACCGGCGGCUCGGCGGCAACCCCGACGUCGACGUGGCGUACCAGUACAUGACGUUCUUCGUCGACGACGACGAGGAGAUGGAGCGGUUGGCCAAGAACUACCGCUCUGGCGAGCUGCUCACCGGCGAGCUGAAGAAGCAGUGCAUCGCCGUGCUGCAGAAGAUCGUCAAGGACUUCCAGGAGCGCCGGGUCAAGGUCACCGACGAGAUCCUCGCCGCCUUCAUGGACGCCUCACGGCCCAUCGACGGCCUCGCCGUCACGCAGCCGGGCUCUACCGUCAACUCUGCAUCGGCACGCGAGACGACCGUCGACUCUGCGGCAGACGCGGCGGCGGCACAGGCAUAG
Molecule: messenger RNA, 1388 nt
Organism: Tilletiopsis washingtonensis
Lineage: Eukaryota; Fungi; Basidiomycota; Exobasidiomycetes; Entylomatales
Product: tryptophanyl-tRNA synthetase
Exons: 7
Coding region: 30-1388 (452 amino acids)
Biological process (GO): tryptophanyl-tRNA aminoacylation
Cellular component (GO): cytoplasm
Molecular function (GO): tryptophan-tRNA ligase activity; ATP binding
Source: RefSeq, a predicted model, not a curated record